CCGAAUAUUUUAAUUAAUAGUAGUCAGGUAGCGCUAUUGGGGAAGUAGGGUUCUCGAAAGCGACCGACAAGUAGAAGCACGGCUGCUAGUCAGAUUAACAGCGGCAGUUGGUGGUCGGCACGGUGCAGUUGUAGCACUGGCGUUCGUGCCGAGACGUUCUCGGUAAAAAAGGACUCCAUCCGAGGUCAGUCCUUGGACGCGUAGAGUCUAACACAACAACAAACGCCCAAAGUCGAUGAGAAACGGGAGUCUAGUAAACGUUCAUGUGAAGUAGGAGGUUCAAAUGGUAAGGUCUAGAUGUGAGGGGUUUAAAUGUGGGGGAGAAACCUUGAGGCGUUUACCUGUAUAGAUUGAGGAUGGGUGGCACUAACCCAACUAUGCAAAUGGUACAGUGUUAUAUGAAAGCAAAUGAUCGCGAAUUGUUAAGUUGUCUCAGAUCACCACACUAGCAUAGGGAAAAAGUGUGUAAUGCCAGUAAGCGAACUUUAUGUCAGUAUUUGCAUAAGGACAAUGAAUAUGAAUAUUUUUCGUAUAUCUCAUUUAUAUAUCAAUAGCAGUAAUUAUGUUUUCAUAAAAUAUGUUACACUUAGGACUAUAUUCAGGAAUGAUGUGUUAAGGAACGAGGUUACGAGGAUACAAACAAGUAUAUUAUCGGGUUGAGUCAGUCGUUUAAAUCAAAUAAGUGCGGAAGACAAAAGCGAGAUCAGUGGAUAAAUAGAUAUACGCACAAUCUGUACAUAGACGGGCAAAAGAGAAAAGUAUAAAUAGCUUGCCUUUAAACGCUGGAACGCGUUGAGAAAGAAACGAAAACGGCUCGCGCCGGCAUUAUACAACAGGAUGUGGUUGCUAUUACUGUCUUUGGCCUUCAUAUCCACUCUCACCUAGUAAUAUUCAAGUAUAGCUCACUACCAUUUCUAUCCUAACAGCAUAGUUGUCAUUAUAUUGAUAUUUCUAUUAUUCAGCGUUAGGGUCAACAAAAAACCGUUGCUCUCACUAUUCAGCUACCAGCAUCAGAGUCUAUGGUAAAAAUGUUAGGCUAUCGUUGGCACGAACUCCAUUUGGUUUCAAACACGUCAUUUGCUUUAUAUGGAUUUACCCUAGAUGUAAAAACCCCGAAAAAUCAUUUAGGCUACAAGCCUGUUCGGCCAUCGGUUGCAAAUUGUUGCAUUUUUCGUUUUGUUUAAAGUGAAAGCAGACGUUUCAGCGUUCCUUCUGCGCAAGAUGGUAGUAUUUCUUACGUUGAUUUAUUCUACCUAUAGUGCUAAUUUGCUUAUAGAAGUUUUUGAGAAAAUCCUUCGUAAGCUAGAUUUUUUCUUGAAAAUUGCGGACGACGAGCUAUGACUAAAUCUAUUCUCCAGAACAUCAUUAUAUUAUUAUGUUUCCAGGAUUUUAGUAGAAAUUGACGAUAUCGAUUACAGAAACAUCGUACCUAACUCGUGCGAGUUGUGUAUCGUAUUUUUAUUUUUUAUGUUACUAUGAGUUAAUACGUGUCCCACGAGUCAACAGCCAUAGAAGUCUGUUCUGAUCGUUCGCUUUAUGGAUCAAAAAAAGUGGACUGUAAAAUAAAUAAGUCUACGGAAAAUUAUGAGAACUUAAUUAUUACUGUACGUGGUGACUGCUUGAAAUAAAUUAAUUAAUUUGAGCUUAUAGUGGCUGCUAAACGACUGUCAUUGUCUAUACAUCGUGUUGCGCUAGGCAUAGUUCGUACGGCGUGAUAUUAAGGUGCUGUUACCGCGAUAAAAUCGUCGUGUACGCUGUUGCUAGUUGCUCAUGCGCUCGUUGCGUUUAACCAGCCGACAGGCAUCACGUUGUCGCUGCAUCUAAGGAUCACGGAGGUUAGGCGAUGACGUUAGAUAGGGAAGAAGCUACCACGCCAAAAGCAGAACCAAGCAAAGCCAACAAAAUGGUGUGGACUGGCAGUCGAACGUUUAGGUCGGGGGGCAAACCGCCAUUAUUCUUCAGUAUUGUCUGUCGGUAGUGCUGCCUCGUUGCUCUACAAACGAACAACCUUGAGGGCCGCUACAGAGGUAGCAUCAGUGCUGCCGGUAGCCAGCCAGCGAGUGGUCGUCGUACACUCCUUCGCCUGGGUUCACUCACCGCCGCCGCUUCUUGUCAUCGCGCUCGAGCAUCGGCCAUUGCCGGAAUAGUAAUACAUCGGUGCUGUGUUCGGUACUUUGUUCUUGUUGUUUGCCGGUUAUUGGAUUAGAAGAUAAGUAUUACAGAUCAAGAGAGAAAUUAGUGUAAAGGCAGCGACGGGGAUAAUGCUGUUAUAGGUAGAGGCCGGAUGGUCCGUAAGCCGGUCGCUGAUCGGUCUUCAGUGGCUGAUUCAUUAUCGCCUGAUAAAUGCUCACAUGACAACGAGCGGCGGCACGAACGAGGAACUCAGGAUGCCGAACUCUUGCUUUUGUGCCAUCUCUGUUUCGCUCUUUUUACGGCGAAUGCCACAUACAGCGGCAGUUGAAUACAGCUAGCGUAUUAGCAGAGUUGUGAACGUUGUCAUGGCUUAACGGUAAGCCAUAGCCGUCUCGGUCUGUUUACGUCGAGGCCGUCGUGAGCUAUUGGGGGAUGUUUCGAAUCAUCGAAAAAUCUUGCGUUUCACGUACUGCGUUGCUGAAGGUCGCACGUCUCUGUAUCUGUUCCCUGAGGUGUGAUCGCUAACGCGCCUGAUUCUCUCGAUGUCGGUCCUAACCACUCAGUGGCGUCGCCUGACGUAUCGGCGCGUUCAGAGAACCUGAGAACACCAAUGCAGACCGAGCUCGCCGUUGUACUUGACACUAUCGAACAACGACCACUGCCACAACUCAUCUUGAAGCCCCGAUCUUCGAUGUUGGUAUCGUUGAACCGAGUCCAUCCGGUUUUAUUUUUAGUGUUCUUUUCGAAGCUAGACGAUGAUAGUGACGGCCGCGCUGUGCAUACGAAAAUGGCCGACCGUGGGCGACAAGGGCUUGUUAGGAAAUGGCGUGUAAAGAAAAUAGGACUGUGUUAAAUUGAACUAAACAGGACCCAUAUGUCGGUCUGUUUAUAGCUACGUAGUGGCCAAUGCAACCUCCCUUCUCGGGAUGGAUGGCGUGAUAGCAGUACGCGCGACAGCCACAUGGGUGAUAGUCAUGACCGCUCCGCACUCUAGUUAUUUCCUCACCCCGUCCUCGCAGUUGAUAUGACCGUCACUGUAGAGCAACAAGCUCAUACGACGAUGUUAUCCUCAUUACCAGUACUACUAUCUAACAGCGGAAAGGAAGCAGACACUACUAUCUUUGAAAAGAUGAUUUUGUUGCCAGUACCGUCUCUGUCUCUCCUAUGAGCCAGUUGAAAAUGCCUCGCAACCGCUUGCUGUACGUCGUGGUGUAACGAUUUGAUUUCGAGUUUACUUGUUCUUAAUCUACGGUCAAUAGCAGACAAGGACAAUAGCCUGUGUCACGAGUGGCGUUUUCCAUUAUUAUUAUUUUGGAAGGAUAUUAGUAUACCUGCGUGUAAAAGCGUGUUGAAAGGCUAGAAACCUUUGCAAGCGAAGGCUCAAGUCAGACGAAUCUGGUUUAAAUUUGGGAUAUAGCGUAGUCAGGAAUUCGCUCUAACGUAUGUCGGAAAAUGAAUAUUAAGAGAUCAUAAUCAGAUUCCUCUAUUAACAUUGUUCAGUCGUACGCUUUGGUAAAAUGUGCUACUAUACGACCAAGCCCUUUCAGUCUCUAGGCUGGGCCUUCUAUAAGGUUCGCACUAACUUCGUCAAGUGGAGAUAAACUACAACGAAAGAACCACAUAGAUAAUCCUGUUAUGAUGCCUGCUUACUUCGAGUUAAAUAACGUUACAGUUAGACAAGUAGUUUAAUCAAAGAGUUUUCUUAUACAGCUUAUGCCUGUCCAGUAUCCAGAAGGAAUAUAGUUUUUUCCACUGCAAGUUUAAGUGUCGCUUGUGCGUAUCAAGGUAGAUUCCGAAAGUGUGGUAAUCUGUAACGACACCUUAAACAACCAGCUACGUGCAUUGCACAUUAUCGCAAAUUAUUAUGUUCGCUACGCUAUUUAACUGUCCACUGGAACCGAUAAUGUGCAGUAACACAAUUUUCAACUUGUACCGUCUAAAAUUACUAAUUCUAUAAUCAGCCCUUUAUUGUCAAAUGAUUUAUUCAUAAUUCUACCAAUAUGAAUUCCCCCGCUACGCAUUUAAGUUCACGCAUCCUGUAGCGGCAACCAGCUAAUGCCAAAAACAGAUAGUUGUCACUUACAGAGUUCUUUUGUCUAUCAUUAUCUGGCCCAAGACCGGAGCAGUGUUCCUUGAAAUCUUAAAUCCCGACUGUUGUCAGCUGUUUGAAUUUUAUUGCUAAGCCAUUGUUAAUACAGUAUCACGGCUGUUCCAACUCUCUCAGAUCCAAACAACCAGCCGCCACUGUCUUUGUCAUCAUUAAGCAACGGUAUAAGCACCAUCGAAAUCGUUGUUAGAUUUGUGUAUGUACUUGUUGUGCAGUAGCCAUAGCUAGCAGGCAGGCAGACAGACAGACAGAUCUAUAAUAAAAUGAGGUCACUUUUAUGUCACCUGGUCGCCAUUUAAUCGUGAGAACCAAUUUAUAGGACGGGAUUAAAUGGCUGUCCUGUGAUUUUGUUGUAUUAAUCAGGCAGUUAGUCAAUUGAACCGUUUGAGUAUGACUGUUAUUGAAGAAUACGCUACAGGCGCGUGGAUGUUGUUUCGUUUUUAUCUGAUUUGACGUUUUGAAAGAAAAAUCUUCUUAUAUGUUUUUUUUUGUUAAUUUUUAUCAUACUUAUCCUACUUUGAGGGUAGUGAAUAGAUUGUCUUUGUCUGACCAUUUAAUUUAUUUGUUCAUAUGAGCGAUGUUCGAAACUGACAAAAGUAUACUAUACAUUCAAAGGAAUGCAAAUAUCGCAUUCCGGUAUAGAGAAAACAAAGGGAUUAAUUAUAAGUUGAAAAAGCGCUUCUUAGAAGGAUUAAUUCCGUGUUGGUUCAGAUAAACAGGCUUUAGUGGUAUUACUCAGAAUUAUUUAGACUCAGGUGCUGUUGUUUUAAUAGCUUAACAAACCACUUUGUUUGUGCUAUAAAAUAUGAAUGUAUGUGUUAAUUUUUGUAAAAGUCUUUUGCAAUGUUAUAGCCAAGCUGGAGCAGACAUUUUAACAUAGUAGUGCGGAAUAUGCUCCUAUAUAAUAAUAAUUUAGAGGCAGAUGAAGUAGUAACUGAUUCGCUACAGAGUCUCUUAUAGUGUUUUUUAUUUUGGAAAAGAUCUUAAGUAUACCAUCGUCGCUAUGUCUGGUCGUUUGCCUUUAGACCUGGUAUGCUUUGAAAAUGAUAUCGACAUAUUCUCAAGUUUUUUUUUGUAAAAAUCAUACGUUGCAGUGCGACAACAACGGCAAGUACAGACAGUAACAACUGAGUGAGGAUUCGCUCAUAAACUGCCAGGGAUCAGUCGCUACUGCGACGUUAUUCCAGACUCAGAACGUUAUAUGAAAAGCUUGAUUUAAUUGAUUACGCGACAUUUCCGUUGAUCUAUUUGUGGCCAGCGUAAGGGUAAGGUAUUGAAUUACAUUGUGAGCUGGUAAUAUGCUACAGAAAUGAGCGUUUCUGAUAAAACGUAUUAGUAAUGUAAAACAUUUAUGCAAAACGCCCAACCUCUAAUGGACCGCUAUUUGUACGAUUUCGGUAUGAUACAUAGGUUUUUGUGUUGCCUAGCUAGCGAUUUAACCGUUUCUGGUUUGUUGAUGAUACAAAGCAUUCAUCCAUUCCAUGAUUCAGAAUGUUACGAAUUAGGAUUAUUUUGUAUUGUAGUGCAUUUUUUUUACUCAUAUUAUAGCGGAACACAUUACGGUCGAGGGCAAAACAACGACCUUCUUUUGCCAGACCAGAACCCACCCUUGAAGAAGACUUUAAUCGUCUGAUACAAUUGUCGAUCGCUCAUCUGGUAGUUAAACUAGACAUAGUUAAUGUCUCCACCUAAAGCGGUAAAACACAAUCGUUAAUUUUUUAUAUUCACCCAAAUUAAAUCGGACAUUAAGGAAUCGGACGGUUUAGAAUAGAUUCGCCACGUGUUUUCUGGCUAUGGUUUUCGUCUAUGUUAGAAAGAUACGGGCUCUAGUUCUAGCGAAAUGAAGUCUUCACAAAGCAUUUAAGUUAGCAGUCAGCCUUAACGCUGAUAUGCCAUUUUCUGCCUCAGUCGAAUUAAAUACUGUAUUAAAAGCGAAGCAUCUUCUUUCCUCAGAAUCCACGCCUUAAGGCCACAGAAACGAGACCCUUCAUUCUGUUGCUUCUCUUCGGUGGACUUUUGCCAAACAUCAGUUGCAAGUCCUCGUUAUAGCUGAAAGCGAAUACGCAAAUUGAUCGAGAAGUUGAAACAUUCGUUAGCAUUGUGAGUUUGGUCAUAAAUAUAUACCCAUUUUAUUUAGCCUCAAAUUCGUUUACGGCCUAUAGGUAAUAUGAUAAAACGAUUUCUGACCUCUAGCUAAUGCCCGCAAUUCAUGGAACUACAAACACCCUUGAUCUGCUGUAUCUAGCAUUGUAAGGGUGCUAUUUAUUAUUAUUAUGUUUUUAUCCUAAGCAUUUAUCGACAUGAUUUGUGAAUGUAUUUAGUGUACGGAAAAGGUGGUUGCAAAAUGAUGACGAUCAAUCGGAGCAGAAGUGACAGAUGAAACGAGAAAGUUAAAUGCAUAGGUAUCGGAUUGAGUGGUCUCUCGAACAACUCGAUUUGAAUAGCGACGAUUCGAGGUGAUAUCGGUCUCUGAAACUGAAAAUGUAAUGGGCAAAUAAAGUAAUUAUAAAAAUUAAAGAAAACGUCAACCGAAGAAUAAUUUAAACUCUCUCCAAUACUAUAUGUAGGUAUUCGUUAGGAAAGGCUUAAUUAUAAAAUGAUUGGCCUGCGUACCGCAACAUCAACAAUAAAUGUUCGAAAAAACGUAAAGUGAAUUUUUAACUAUUUCUUUACUGCUGAACGUCCCACCUACUCCUGAUAAGCACACCAGCACGUUAAUCACACCACGAUCUACGAGGAUCCCUUAUUUUGUCAUUAUAGAUGAAGGCUAUAAGCGAUAAAUUUCUUCUCGACGUUUUUACGCUACGAUAACUCUUUGCAAUGGCAGAACACUUUUUGCCACACAUCGUAAACGUUAAAUCAUAUCAUCAACAAUGAAGUCAUUCAUCUACAAGGAAGCUGUCAAUAAAGCUUAGCUGUUAUAACAGUUAUAGUAAAAAAAAAAAAGAUGAAAUAACACUCAGCAAUGACGGAGAAGACUAUGUGGGACGCCGCUACCUUUAUCGAGACACGUUGUAAAGCGUAUAUAUUAUAUUUGUGUAGCAAGGUCUCUAUCUGGCUUUCAGUAUAAUUUAUUUCUCAGGACAUUUCUGCGAUAAUUUAUGGGGUGUGUUGCGUAUCUCGACAUUGAUUUGUUUACGCCGAUUCGAAGUUUCCUAAGAUUAACGGCAUCCCCCACUAGAUAGUAUAUUCAAGUCCAAGGUACAUUUGUGCUCAAUCCAGUAAUAAUGUCCUAAAAAUAAUUCUUGCAAGUUAUGGAAGACAGCUUUGCGCCAAGUGGCAUAGAUUGUUUUGCUUUUUUCUCCAUGAAACUAAGUCUUAACGUUUAUAAAAUUAUAUUUGGAAAAAAACAAUUAUAUGUAUAUAUAUAAUUGUUUCUGAGAUUGCUACUUGAUCCAUUUAUUAUCUCGCAUUCGUUGUAUAUUACGGUUACGUCACCCUAUUGAUAGCUGAUGCUUGCGGGACGCGGGAGGCCUUGCAUGACAACGCGAUAGGCGAAAUCGUGAUGCUGCUUAUCGUCAUCCAGAUAGGCAACGUGACUUUAGGCAAAUAUGCAUGUUAGUUUAAAAGAAAUCAUAAUAACAACCGGUAAUUGUUGCUAGUUUCUAGCGAAUUUGAUGGAUUUAUUUAAGCAGCAACGGCGCCUUUAGUCUUCGGAAUAUUGACCGGCUUCACCGUAAGUACAAUCAAUGAAGGAAGAAAGAGCUUUGAUUGUAUGGCGCUUGAAUAGGUCUUUUAGAUGAGACGUUUAUCAGUUGAAGCGAUGAUUGAACGUACGGUAUUUGUAGUGAUUGAGAGCGUAUUGUAAGCACAGUUUCAUAGCUACCAUAAACCCGCAUAGCUCCGGUUGACGUAAGGAGGCUGAAGUCAAUUAUGAAACGAUUAUUAAUGCCGAGCCAUUGUUAUUUUACGUCUAGCACUUUUAUUUUAUGUCUAUUAUUAUUCUAUCAACUAUGAUCCUAAAUGCUGUGAACGAUAAUCAAAGGCUCACAAACCGGAUAAUCUGCAAUGAGAGCUGAUCUUAAGUUACCUACCCUUUCCAAGUGGCGCGUUUCGGCAAUACGCAUCAUUGUCGAAAUAUUGAAAAGAAUUCGUGUGUCUAAUUUACCGUAUGAAACUUAUUCAAGUGAUAUACGUGCGUAUAUAUGAAUAUGCAAACAUCGGCUGAUAAGGUGAGCUCUAUUGGCAAAGUACAGAUGGAAAGUUUUGCUCUUUACCUGCUGGUGUUUUCCGGGAGGGGAUGAUGGCAAACCAUACGGCUGCAUCGUCGUGGCGGUGGAAACAGUAAUAUCUUUAUCUUGGUAACCACUCCCUCCAUUAGAAACAGUUCGAUGAAAGAAAGCUGAAAGGACAAAGCUGUGACAACGCUGUAGAAAUCGAAUGCCAAACGCUUUCUUCCCACGCGUUCAGCGAUAGGCCGUCUCCCUUCACCUCAUUUAGUACGCUUCGCCAUGGUCUGACGGUCAUUUCUCGGCGGUUGUCCCCCUUAUUAAACUGUAGGUGCGAGCUUCUACAUCUCACUGCACUUCAGCUGAUCUAGUCUUUUUAAUACGCAGGUACGCGGUCCCUCAUCAGGAUUUUCAUGUCAUAACCGAAAGUGCCCUCGGUUGUAUAAAUACGGCACGAAAUUGUUUCUACUAAAAUCGUAUUAUUGCUCUACGGGCGUUAUUAUCAUUACACAAAGCGUUCUAUGUGCUAUGUGUACACGCCUAUUCUCAUAUGGAUGUUUUUAUACAGUAAUUAUAGGCUGUCAGUGAAUAUAUAUAACGUGCUUUUUAUAUGUGAUUCGUCUCAGUCACCACGCGGAGCUGGCGUAUUCAGCUCGUUUUAUUACGUACGAAUCUGUAUAUGUGGGGGACCUUGUUCGUCCGGUACGAAGGGGCAAGAAAGACAGAAGGAGCGCAGAGAGGAAAAGAAAGCUUGAGAUACGAAAGGGGGGCAACAACAACGGCAGAGCGCAAGAGAAACGAUAGAAAGGUUAUUUAGAAGCCCUAUGUGGUCGGCGCCUUGUGCCUAUACCCCUGGCCUAUCACCCUUUGCGUAGCAGCCUACGUUCAAUUACCGCAUAGCCGUUCCAGCCUCCGUGGACGACGCAUCGUCCACACUUUUCGCAUUUCACCCUGGGUCAGAAAAUGGACAUCUCUGAACCCGAGCAGCCGACCCCGGCACCGCCCCAGAUGUUUGAGCUGGGGUCUGGCGAGGCCGGGGAUCCCUUACAGGUGAUCCAACAACAACAGCGAACGAUCGAGGAGCUCCAAAGAUUACUCGCUGCCCGCGAUCAACAAAUACAACAGCUCCGAUCACAACUGGACAAGUACCAGAGUGUACUUAUGCCGCCAAGGUAUUCUCGCCGAGAACGGAAGCGACAACCAGGUAUAUCUGCUGAACCUCAGAGUGUUAUUUCGGUAGCAGAUAUUAAUGUCACGUUCCAAGCUUAUCCGAAAGAUAAGGCGGUACGAGACUUGAUCCAGAAUGCCAUCUUAGAUAACGAUUUUAUGAAACAUCUAGAAACUGCGCAAAUCGAACAGAUCACAGACUGCAUGUCACCGUGUACUCAUCCUAAAGGUGAUCUGGUCAUUAAAGAGGGUGAAGCCGGCAGUGUGGUUUACGUCAUUCAAGAGGGUCGACUCGAGGUAACGAAAGAGGGUCGGUUUUUGAGCCAUAUGGGAGUCGGAAAGCUGUUCGGUGAACUUGCUAUUCUGUACAACUGCACGAGGACCGCUACCGUUAAAGCGGUGGAAGACUGCAAGCUAUGGGCUAUCGAACGUCAAUGUUUCCAAACAAUUAUGAUGAAAAGUGGUCUCACACGCCAAGCCGAAUAUGCAGACUUCCUUAAAAGUGUACCGGCGUUUAAUAAUCUGCCUGAGGAGACUCUGCUGAAGAUCUCAGAUGUUUUGGAAGACGCAACAUACAAACGUGGCGAGUACAUCAUUCGUCAAGGUGCCAAGGGUGAUACGUUCUUCAUCAUUAGUCGCGGCACCGUGAGGGUGAUACGAAAGGAUGAAAAUGGAGAAGAGAAGUUCCUUAGGACACUUCGAAGAGGAGAUUUCUUCGGCGAGAAAGCUCUGCAGUCGGAAGACGUCCGGACGGCGUCAAUUAUCGCCGACUCCGACCAAGUUGGCUGUCUUAUUAUUGAUCGCGAGUCGUUCAAUCAGCUCAUGUGCAACAUUGACGCAAUCAGAGCGAAUGCUUACCACGAUGAGGUCGACAAAGCCAGCACUGGCAUUCGUCAGAAGAUCGACAACGAGUUCAAAAGCCUUAAACUUAGCGAUCUACGAGUUAUUUCUACUCUUGGCGUAGGCGGCUUUGGAAGGGUUGAACUGGUUCAGCCCGUAAACGACCCGACCAGAUCAUUCGCACUGAAGGUUAUGAAAAAGGCACAGAUUGUGGAGACCCGUCAACAACAGCACAUCAUGAGUGAAAAACAGAUUCUUGAGGAGACCAACUGCAAUUUCGUCAUCAAACUCUAUAAAACGUUUAAGGACACUAAGUACCUGUAUAUGAUGUUGGAAGCCUGUCUUGGUGGGGAAUUAUGGACGAUUCUGCGCGAUCGGGGCAACUUUGACGAUUCAACAACACGAUUCUAUACAGCGUGCGUGCUUGAGGCGUUUAAUUACCUUCAUUCACGCAACAUUAUAUACCGUGACUUGAAGCCUGAGAAUAUGCUGCUUGACCAUCGGGGAUACAUCAAGCUGGUGGACUUCGGCUUCGCAAAAAAACUAACAUCGGGCCGAAAAACGUGGACCUUCUGCGGAACACCGGAAUACGUUGCUCCGGAAGUGAUCCUUAACCGCGGUCACGAUAUAUCCGCCGAUUACUGGUCGCUGGGUGUGCUUAUGUUUGAACUACUCACAGGCGCACCGCCUUUUACUGAUUCGGAGUUCAUGAAGACUUACAACAUUAUACUUAAGGGUAUUGACGCAAUUGAGUUCCCGCGCUGCAUUUCACGUAACGCGCAGGCGCUCAUCAAGAAACUUUGCCGUGACAAUCCGAACGAACGGUUGGGCGUCGGUGGCGGGGGAAUUUCUGACAUCCAGAAACAUAAAUGGUUCGAAGGCUUCAACUGGGAAGGCCUAAAGACACGCACCUUGCAGGCUCCGUUGAUUCCUCAAAUACAACACAUCACCGACACUCGAAAUUUCGACUCAUAUCCACCCGAUUCAGUUGGCCCACCGCCCGACGAUGUCUCAGGGUGGGAUGCCGAUUUUUGAGGUGGCAGAGGUCGUGAUUUGAAGUGUUAUGUAUUAAAAAAAAUAACUACAGUGAAAUGCUGAACUCGUGUCCGGAACUCUAAAUAGAGUAACGUGCAAUUAUUAUGGUGCUCGUAUGAUAGUGAUAGUCAGCCCAUCGCAGAGGGCGGUGCGGCCCAGUUCCUUCACCAACUCGAACACCUCGCUAAGAAGGGAAGAGAUUAUAGCGGGCUUAAAUCUGGCAAGGUUACGAAUGCAAAAGGAUUAGCGCUCUCGCCUGCGUGUGGAACUUGGGUGUAUUGCUUUUAGCAGUUGAGCGAUAUAAGACUCGUUUCGGUGUUUCGAGUUGGAGAUGGAACGCAGUCCGACUGACGCAUGAUUCCCAAGUGCAGUGCUCAUCAAAAGGCAGGCGAGUAACGAAGAAGGGAGUUUGAGACGCCUGAGUCUGUAUGCUUCGGUUGAUGGGGUUUUCAAAGGAAUACAAAGCAGACAUAUUGCAAUGAGCCGUCACGAUGUUUGCUUCAUAGUAGCGGCUAUCUCUGGAAACAUGCUGUUUGUCUGUUUUUCUUGCGAUUCGGCUUUAGUGUUCACAGAAAAAAAAACCUAAGGAGCCUAGUCUUAUAGUUCCAGCGUCAGGCGCUUUUUAGCCAUUUAGGUAUGGAAUGGUCAUUGGAGACUUAGAGAACAGAAACCUGAAGGACUGCUGAAGCCUUGUAAAACUGCUGUCUGCACGAAAUUAACAGAUAUUGAGUAAAAUAAUCGAUUGAAUGUGUCUAGCCAGUUCAGCUGUGACCGCUUUUAA
Varroa destructor (honeybee mite) is the source of this 12232-nucleotide messenger RNA. It is a transcript of the gene for, whose product is annotated as cGMP-dependent protein kinase for. NCBI's taxonomy places the organism in Eukaryota, Metazoa, Arthropoda, Arachnida, Mesostigmata, Varroidae. Gene Ontology annotation, biological process: protein phosphorylation. The record is from RefSeq and is a predicted model, not a curated record. Gene Ontology annotation, molecular function: ATP binding; cGMP-dependent protein kinase activity.